This is a messenger RNA of Pterocles gutturalis (yellow-throated sandgrouse), 559 nucleotides long. Its product is annotated as atrial natriuretic peptide receptor 2-like. Gene Ontology annotation, biological process: intracellular signal transduction; receptor guanylyl cyclase signaling pathway; cGMP biosynthetic process. The annotation marks the transcript as partial. The transcript is spliced from 5 exons. Gene Ontology annotation, molecular function: peptide hormone binding; natriuretic peptide receptor activity; guanylate cyclase activity. The record is from RefSeq and is a predicted model, not a curated record. NCBI's taxonomy places the organism in Eukaryota, Metazoa, Chordata, Aves, Pterocliformes, Pteroclidae.
CUCCGUGGCGGAGCAGCUGAAGCGUGGGGAAACAGUACGGGCUGAGGCUUUCGACAGUGUCACCAUCUACUUCAGCGACAUUGUGGGCUUCACUGCCCUCUCGGCGGAGAGCACCCCCAUGCAGGUCGUGACGCUGCUGAACGAUCUCUACACUUGCUUUGAUGCCAUAAUUGACAACUUUGACGUCUACAAGGUGGAGACCAUUGGGGAUGCCUACAUGGUGGUGUCGGGACUGCCGGUGCGCAAUGGGAAGCUGCACGCCCGCGAGAUCGUCCGCAUGGCCCUGGCCCUGCUUGAGGCUGUCAAAACCUUCAAGAUCCGGCACCGGCCCAAUGACCAGCUCUGCCUGCGCAUCGGCAUACACACCGGUCCUGUGUGCGCUGGAGUUGUGGGUCUGAAGAUGCCGCGGUACUGCCUGUUUGGGGACACGGUGAACACCGCAUCCCGCAUGGAAUCCAAUGGCCAGGCCCUGAAGAUUCACGUCUCGUCCGCCACCAAGGAAGUCCUGGAUGAGUUUGGCUGCUUUGAGCUGGAGCUACGUGGGGAUGUGGAGAUGAAG